This is a messenger RNA of Alnus glutinosa, 2264 nucleotides long. Its product is annotated as protein WVD2-like 7. The transcript has 9 exons. Bases 218 to 1732 code for a protein of 504 amino acids. The record is from RefSeq and is a predicted model, not a curated record. Lineage: Eukaryota; Viridiplantae; Streptophyta; Magnoliopsida; Fagales; Betulaceae.
AGACACUCUCUCUACUGCACAGCUUUUCCAAGUGGGCCUUCCUUACCAUCUACUUUCCAUAAUUCCAUGGCUGAUCUGCUCGAUGCCCUUGGCUUUUGGGUUUAGUGUAUGGUUCUCUCUGAAGCCCUGAAUAAGACAUUUGAAGGCCACGGUAUACACAGUUCGUGUCUUUGUGUGGUAGCUCUUUGGUAAUUCAAACCUGAGUUUUGACACUCAGAUGGGUGAACCUGUAGUAGAUGUAUCCAGAGAUGGAGAUAAGUUAAUAUAUGAACAGAUGGGAGAGAAAGCUUCCUCGAAACCUGACUUGGAAGUGUCGGUUUCAUUCGGUAGGUUUGAGAAUGAUUCACUGUCUUGGGAGAAAUGGUCAGCUUUCUCGCCCAAUAAGUACUUGGAAGAAGUCGAGAAGUUUGCAACACCCGGAUCAGUAGCUGAGAAGAAGGCCUACUUCGAAGCUCAUUACAAGAAGAUUGCUGCUCGCAGAGCUGAGCUAAUGGAUGAAGCAAAUCAAAUGGACAAUGAUCCGUUGAGGUCAGAAAAUCAAAAUGUUGGAGAUCUGACCGGUAAUGUUAGUAGUGCCGGUUCUGAAUUUGAUCCCUCUAAUAGCCACAGUCCCACAGAAGAAGUUGUUAAGCAAGAAACCAAGUUGAUCAGUGAGGUGAUUAGCACCCAUGUGGCUGAUCUGAAGGAGGAUGCUGCAAUCAGUACAGAAAGUCAAAGGUCAUUAUCUGAGGGAGUGGAAGAAGAAAUGGGUAGCACGGUAGAUAGCCCCGAGUCAAGCAAACCAGAAAAGGCCGUUUUGGUAAAAGAAGAAGAAGAAAAAGAAACUGCUUUGGUUGAAUCUCAAGACACGAAGGAAAUUUCGCACAAUUGGGAUAAUGCGAUAGGAAAUGCUCCAAAAGUUAAAGAGGAAAAAGCGAAGUUGGACCAUCCAAAGGAAUCUAAGAAGGUUCCUCCAGUGAGUAAGGAGAGAAACGUGACAAGGGUAAAGAAGAAACCAGUAUCACCUGUAACUAAGGCAUCACACCUUUCCACCCCUAAAGUGUCAAAGCCUACACCAACUUCCACUGCAUUAUCUGCAUCACGAUCUUCAACAAAGAAGGGAACUGAUUCAUCCUUACCAAGGAGAAAAAAUUCUUCUAUUGGUGAAAGCAAGAAAGUUGCUCCCAAGUCUCUGUACAUGUCCCUUAGCUUGGAUCCUACAAAUUCUGAUCCAACUUCGCUUACCACCACUCGAAAAUCCUUCAUUAUGGAGAAAAUGGGGGACAAGGACAUUGUCAAACGAGCAUUUAAGACAUUCGAAAAAAGUUUCAACCAGCUGAAAUCUUCUGGUGAAGAGAGAUCUUCAGUACCAAAACAGGUGCCUGCAAAGGGGACGGGGCCAAAGGUUCCCACUUCUAUGACUUCACGAAAAGAGAAUGGAGGGUCACUAAAAGCAGGUAGUGUGGAUAAAAGAAGUGCUAAGGCGGUCCCUUCUUCUUAUGGCUUGAAAAGCGAUGAAAGGACAAAGAAAACAAAGGAGUUUUCAAAGAAAUUGGAGGAAAAACCAAAUGCUAAAGAGGCAGUGAGCACUGGUCUUCAAUCAAAAUCAAAGGAACAAAAAGAGGGAGAGAUCAGAAAGUUAAGGCAGAGCCUUAAUUUCAAAGCCACACCCGUGCCAGGCUUUUAUCGGGGACUAAAAAUGUCAAAAAGCACUUCAGAUAAGGAAGUUUCCAAAAAUGAGGUUCAUCAGUGAGCAAUGUUCUUUGGCUAGGGACUCAUACAUCACGUUCUAAGAAAUACAUCUGCUUCAAAAGCUAAAUACUUAGGUAGAGACAGAAGAUAUAUUUGAAGGAAUUGCUUCUCAGUGUGGACUCGUGCCAUAAUAUAUGACUUAGCCAACAAGCAAUUAGUCACUGAGGAGCUGCAGACAGUAUUUCUGAAUGGGUAGAAGAGACAACCCAUAUCAUCUGGCUAGGUAGGGCAAAAAGAAGAGGUUGGGACAGCUGCUAUCUUCCAUUGACAACUUAUUACUCCUCUCUCGCAAACCAAAUAUAGAUAAAGCAAAAGAAGAAAAUGCUGUGUAUAAAGUGUCAAACUGUUAGAAAUGCAUUAAUUCUUGUAGUUGGUUGCCAUUCUAUUGUUCUGGCACUCUUCAUUCAGUUAUUGUGUUGAAAGUAUAUGAUGUUUGAUCCUUAUUAUAUGGACUACAUGAACCGUUGAAGUUUGAUUAAGAUUAUAUAUUGCUCAUGUAGCACAUGGUGGAAUGACCGAACUUUCUGUUGGAA